This is a messenger RNA of Cygnus atratus (black swan), 5875 nucleotides long. RefSeq lists its product as uncharacterized. NCBI's taxonomy places the organism in Eukaryota, Metazoa, Chordata, Aves, Anseriformes, Anatidae. The transcript is spliced from 6 exons. Bases 1 to 714 code for a protein of 237 amino acids. The record is from RefSeq and is a predicted model, not a curated record.
AUGUGCCUGCGAAGGGAGCAGGUGGGGGUGGCGGAGGUGGUGGAAGGAGUUCAGUUUGUCAACACAGGAGCCAGGAAGCCGGUUAUUUAUAACGCAGCCGGGCGGCGCUGCCCCCCGUGCGGCGGCGGCUGCGGCGGCGGCAGCGGGAGCCGCGGCCCCGCGAUAAAAGGGAAGGGGCCGGGCGCUGCGCGAUGCGGCGGCACCGGCAGGGAGGGGAGCGGGGAAGGAGCAGGAGGGCUGUGCCGAGAGGAGAGACGCCACCCGGCUGGAUGUCCGUCCGUCCUCCCGGAGGAAUCCCGGGCGGCCCCCCCUUCUCCCUCCCGGCGGGAGGCGGCCGCGCAUCGAGGAGGAGCCGCCGCCGCCGCCUCAUCCUGCGGCACCGGCCGGCGCUGCCAGGAGCCCGGCGAGCGCAGGUGGCAGUGUAGAAGCCAAGAACAAAAAUUGGCAGAAAUUAUGUUCUGUAUACAAGAAAAUGAAGAGAGCGUACUCAUGACUAAGCACAGGAACCUGGAAAACCACAGGAUUCCUAGGAAGCCAUGGAGGAUGGAACAAACUCAGAGCUGGAGCCUGAAGAGUUCUUGGAACUUGUAUAUGGGAAGUUAUCCUGACUUUGGUCAGCUGAUCUGCGGUGACUGGUCAGCCCACCAAGAGGGUACCUCAGCACGCAGGUCAUGUUGGACUAACGCUGUGGAUCGGUCAGCCCAGAACUUGUAGCUGCUCAUCAAUCGCUCAGUAGUCAGUGUAGAUUCUGUCCUUACAAUCAGCAGCUACAUCUGGCUACUGGGUCUCUGAUGACAUCUCGUAUCUUCUAUCUAGACUUUUUGUUGGAUUUUUAUCAUCUCUCCUAGGUGCAGAGCAAGUUCACAGUGCUAACAAGUUAACGUCUGAGGUGUGGCCCCAAGUAAAGGAUUGGAUAUCUCAUGGAUCUACCUCACAGUGGGAAUCAGAUUAAAUACCUGGAUAUUGUGUAUUGGGAAGCAGCAAUGUUUUCCAUAGCCUAUUCUUGGGGCUUGUAGUAGUUGAGCUGAUUGAUAUUUGCAAAUUUGAGCUUUUUUUAAAAAGAGACAAUUUGGACUUCACUGUUCUGAAUGAAGAAUCUUUAACCUACUCUAACCAAAGGACAAGUGUUGAAAAAGGCAUCUUGGCUGAUUGUGUGGCUAUAUAUUAGGGGAAGAAAUGUACUGUGAACUGUGGUGUGCACAGCCGCUGUUUCAUUUGUAUGGGAAGACUGUCCAGGUUUGGGGCAUGAACCUGGCAUACAAUGUAGAUUUCUGUGUUUGUUAAGCAACAGCUACAUUGUCUGCUGGGUUUCCAGCUGCCUGGAAAUACAAAGUGGAGGGUUAUCUACGUUUUGUGUUUUCUUUUGGUCAAGUUGUGUCUCUGUUAAUCUUGUAUGAGGAAAAUAAUGCAAUUGAAGUCCAGUGGCUGCCUAACUUCUUGUUCCAGCUCAAGGGAUCCAGCUGGUGUCAGCUAGAGCUAGUAGCCAGGGUGGGUCUGAAGCUAGUUAGGGAGAAGAUUCCAGGGGACUGAAGUGUUGUAGACACCCAAGUUCAGGUGUCUCUAAAGUGAAAACUAAUGCAUGCUGCAUGCAUAACUAUUAGUUUGCCUUGGUGGUACUUCACUUUUUUUCACUUCAGAGAGCAUUAUAUAUAUAUGUGCUGUACAUGUAGGGAAUCCUUGUUGGAGAAGGAAGUAGUGGGGAGCUCUUCAUAUGUCUGUUUUUUCAAAUGAACAUUACAGGUAGCAUGGUUUAUGCACACAGUAGCAUUGCUUAUACAAAAAGUGCCUAGAAAUAAUUGGGGACGAUUAACAGAAGUCUUGACUGUUGAUACCAGCUGGAUCUCUUGAUUCUUGAGCUGCACCAAAACUAGGAUGAUUCACUUGUGUACUGUAUCCAGCUGUGCAGUGACAAAACAGGCAGCUUGAAUUUGAGAAGAUUGGGCCUGGAAUAGUAGUCCUGUCAUACCUGGACUGCAGUCACAGUAGCAAAUGUGGAAGCUUGUACAGCCUAUGGCUGUACUGCUAACCCUUCAGUGGCAGGCUUGGUGUCACUUUGACUAUGGACAUUGGAAGUGUUAUAAAGGCCACUCAAGCAGCGAAGAAAUGUAUGAUUUGGUUAAAAUUAAGCCCAUCUAUCUGAAUUACUGAUAGGUUGUUAAAGAUCAGCAGACAAUUAGUUUUUCUUAUUUGAAUAGUAAUACUUCAAGAGGCAGAAGGGUUCCAAAGUGAGUGCUUAUACUUAAAAUUGUUUUUUGUUUAAAAACAAAUAAAAAUGAUGGUGGAAAGAACUGUGUCUUUCUAUUCACUGUAUUAAACUAGGUUUCUACUGAGUCUUAUAGGACCUAGGGAACAUAAAGCUGUUAGUAACUAAUGUAGAUGGUCCCUGAAUAUUUUAUCAGCCUAACUUUGCUCAAUAAAUAUUCACCUUUUGCAUUUCUGUUUUAAAUAAAAAUGUACAGACAUUUGCCAACAGACAUUAUUUUUGGCAAAUAGCGAUUUCCCCAUUGAAACAACUGGAUUGUCUAUAUACCUUUGAAAACUGCUUGUCAAGAUUGAACAGGUGUGUCCUCUACUUUACAUGUUUUCUUCAACGCCAAUCUGUUAGCAUCUAGGUCUCUGACACUGUAAAAUUGGUGAGAACUUAGAUCGGUGGUGUUUGUGUUUUUUUUAUUGUACUUUCUCAGUGCUGUUACUGAUUUUUCACUCCAUAUAGCCUCCUAAAUCUUGACAAGCAUAUGCACAAUAUUCAUAAAAUUAGCAAUAAUAUAUUCCUCUCUGCAAUGUUUCUGUGGCUCGUUUAGCUUCAAUAGGGUUAAUAUGUCAGCAGUUUUUAUUGUGUUGCUUUGUUUCUGUGCUUAUUGUUGUUCAGCUCAGCUUUUCAGGAUUCAUGUCAGAAUAAGGUAAUUCUGCCCUAACUGACCAUACAGAAAGCACUGUAUAGCAAUUCAAACACAGAUCACUAAUGCUCAACAUCAAGCCCCCUCUCCUAUUCAGUUUCACUUCCCCACUGUGUUUCAGUUAAACUUAAAAUGUUGAAAUCCCCUUUGUGGGCAGGUACUUCUGGUUCCUCUUUAUUUUUCUGUCAUGCUACUUGCUUUUAUAUGCAGGCACCUUUUAAAACAAAGAAAAACUGCUACCUUAUUCUGAGGUUCUUUAGUUAUUUUCAGUGUCCAUUAUAGCUAAUGGAAGCAUGUAAAAAUGGUUACUCAUUUUACGGUUACUCAUUUUACCAUGCUGUUUGUUUGUUAUAGUUCUUUGUUCCUCCUUCUAUUCUACAUGGAAUCUGGUGGAACUGGCAUGAAUGCUUAUCCCUCCCUCUCUGCAACUGAGGGUACCACUACUACUCCAGAUUAAACUUCUCACAGCAGCUUGAAGUUCUUUUAACUUCAAUGGAAGAAACCAGGUCCUGUGACAUACCACUUCUCAGGCAUUUGGUUUGAGUUUCUAUUUCCAACGGUAAUGUUGGCCAUAUUUGUAUGAUGCUCUUGCACUGUGAUGUUCACAAGUGCAAGGCCUGUAGUCACCACAGGUGUAGACUGACUAGCAUGCCCUCUGUUUCUGAGGGGAGAAUAUGACAUGAAGAGUCCAGAGCUGUCCAUCUCAUUAAAGCAUCUCUGAAGCCAGGUCAGGGCAGUAAAUGGUGAUAAUUACUGGAUUACUCAGCUGUAUCCAAAAGGCAGAGCUUAGAGUUUAGAAUUCAGGGUUGACUUUUUUUCCUGUACAAUUCACUAAGCAGAUAAGAAUUAAGUGUCAGUUGGAUAUCUCACCAGUUUAUUAAGUGCCAGUUGGACUCUCACCUUGUAUUUUCUGCUGCCUCUCAGUUCAUGUAAUACCUUCCCACUGAUAUUUCUUCCUGUCUUGACUUCAUAUCUGUUUAAAUCUUGAUACUAGGAAGAACAAUACUUCUACUUUCUAGCUCCAGAUAACUACUAGGAAAGCUUCACUGCUUACUAUUUCUCUGUUCUGUGAAGAAUACCUUUAAACUCUCGAAGAACUACUUUCUUAGCUAUGCAUGUUCUUUCUGUGCAAAUCAAGAUUCAAAGGACGCACCUAGUAUGACCUUGAUGCACUUAAAAGCAUGUGGUGCCAUACUAAUACAUGGUAGUGACAUAUAUUCUGUAAGGUUCUUCAAAAAAAAAACCAAGACUGAUUAAGCUUCUACUACUGCAGUAACAAAAUCAAAGUAUAGUUUUCUUAUUUAGAAAAAACUUAGUAUGAAAUUGUGCAAUUGACCAGAACCCCCAGCUCCCCUUCUGUGGGGCUGCUCUCCUCUCUUCCCACAGUCUGUACAUAUAGCUGUGAUUGUCCCUCCCCAGGUGCAGAAUCUGGCUCUUGCUCUUGUUAAACCUCAUGUGGUUGGUGACUGUCCAGCUCUCUAAUUUGUAACGAUUUCUCUGCAAGGCCUCUCACUCCUUGGAGUCAACAGCUCCCCUCAAUUUAGCGUCAUCUGCAAACUUACAUAAAGUACCUUCUAGUCCUACAUUCAAGUAAUUUAUGAAAAUGGGGAUUUUACAUUUAUGAAAAUAGGAAGGCACGGAGUUGUAGAGCAAUCUCUUGGAAACCCUCUAGCAACCACCUUUUUCUUUUCUUCAGCCUGAGGAAGUACUUUUCCAGUGGCGUAGAUAUCACUGGGAUUCCUCACCAGGCGUAUUGUCUUAACAAUAUAUGUACUCCAGUGGAAGCUUAAGGAAGAUGAGAAAACUGCUCUUAAGUUUAAGAAAACGGCACACAGUUGCAUGGCUAGUAUGAUGUUUGCUGUCCAUGUAUACAGUAGUGAGUUUCAUUUCAAAAGGCUCUGCAGCAUGGUUGCUGCUCCUACCUAUUAAACAACUUUAUCCUUUUAAGUUAGUAUUUUUUCUAGCUACUCCUAAAGUUUUGUUCUGUAGGUUGCUAAGUAACACCCGCACACACUAAAUCUUCCAUUUACUUUGCCACUCUUCCAUGCAAAACACCUUUCCAAAAUUAGUGUCUGUCAAGCUCCUGAAUGGUAGUGGUGCUGUAAUUCAAGUCAAUCAUGUUGCCUGCAGUAGGUGUUAAUUCUCCUGUCUGAAGGCAUUUGCAGAAUCACUAAUAUGGUGAAUCUCUCUCUUAGCUACAAGAAAGCAGCAUCUUCUGAAACACUUAAACACUAAUUCUGGAAAGAGAAGUAAAUUGCAAGGUAGAAGUAAAUUGCACCUAUAACACUUUUUUCAUCAUGGUGAUGCCUCUUUUUAAAGCUUUGAUUUGUUUAAAAUGUAGAGAGGUGGGUUGAAUGACUAGGUAGGGCAGUUUUCCUAUGCCCCAGGGCUGGCCAACCAGUGCCUGAAUGGGCAUAGAUGCUGAGGCUUAUAGGGAGUAUAGGGAGUGGGGAGAUGCAAGGGAACAGGUUGAUGAAGAGUAGUUAUGAGAAACUUUCAAUUUCUUUAGAUCCUUUCUAUGGUAAAAGGGAUCUAUUCCUUCCCUUACACAUCUCAGGAAAUUCAAUAUACUGUUCAGCUUGAUGUAUUUGCUAUAUGAGGCAGUUUGGGUAUUUUCCUUCCUUGGUACACCUAUACUUGUUCCCUAGUUGUUCAUAUAGAAUAGAUAGAUGAGCUGUACCUAUUUUUGGAACAGUAUCAAAAGUUGAACUGGAUGACAUCUCUGCUGAGACCAGGAGUUGCUGUUACUUUCCUUGACUUUCCUUGAGUGUGUCUUCUCUGUUCCAUGAAGAUCACUUGGGUGAUACAAGCAUAAAGAAGCCUAUCUUGUAGGAUUGCAUAGAGCACUGAGAUAACUGCAUAAUUGCAUUCUUUUCAAAAUGUCCACGUAAAAGACAUGAAAACCACAGCAGCACAGUCAAGAAUACCUCGGCUCUGUAGCUGCAGCCUUCCAACUAGCAAAAAAAAAAAAAAAAGAA